Molecule: messenger RNA, 2583 nt
Organism: Meriones unguiculatus (Mongolian gerbil)
Lineage: Eukaryota; Metazoa; Chordata; Mammalia; Rodentia; Muridae
Gene: Icoslg
Product: inducible T cell costimulator ligand
Exons: 8
Coding region: 202-1194 (330 amino acids)
Source: RefSeq, a predicted model, not a curated record
CAACCAAUCGCCCGGGCGCGCAGCGCGAGCGGGCGCAGUUGCAGCCGGUCUCCCGCGGCCGAAGCGUCGGCGGCCCCGGCUCUCCGCGCCCCAGGUCCUCACGGCCCCGCUUCUCCGUGGCUCCCGGAGGGGUCCCGGGACCCCGGCAGCUACGGCACCCGCCCCGCGCUCCAGCAGCCCGGAGUCUGCGCCCGCACAACCAUGAGGCUAAAUCCCGGUCUGCUCUUGCUGCUGUUUAUCAGCGUCUACGCUGAGGAGAAGGUUGAGGAACUUCAUGCGAUGGUGGGCAGCGAUGUGGAGCUCAGCUGUGUUCACCCCGCCGGAAGCCAUUUCGACCUGACCGAUCUGUUUGUCUAUUGGCAAAUCGAUAACCAAAGCAGGGUGGUGGCCUACCACCUGCCUAAAGGCCCCACCGUAGUGCAUGUGGAUGACCUGUACAAGAACAGGGCCCAUCUGUCACAGGACCGCAUGGAGCAGGGUGACUUCUCUCUGAACCUGCAGAACGUCACCCCCCAGGACACCCAGGAGUUCACGUGCCUGGUGUUUAGGGAGUCCACGGAGUUCAGAGGGGACUUGAAAGUGGUGGUCAGGCUGCACGUGGCAGCGAACUUCAGCACACCCAUCAUCAGCAGAGACGGACCCUCCGCCCCAGGGCAGGAGCUCACCUUCACCUGCGAGUCCACCAAUGGCUACCCCAAACCCAACCUGUACUGGAUCAACAAGACCGACGAGAGCCUGAUCGAUGAGACCCUGCAGAAUGACACUGCCUACUUGAACGAGCGGGGCCUGUACAACGUGGUCAGCGUCUUAAGGAUCCCUUGGACGCCAAGUGUGGAUGUCAGCUGCUGGGUAGAGAAUGUGGUUCUCCAUCAGAACCUCACCAGCGUCAGCCAAGCAGAUAAGUCCACUGGAAACAACGACAAGAUCACAAAGAACCCACAGGAAACCGACAAGCAGAAUGCUAACGUCCUUUUAAUCCUCCUUGCUGUGCUACUGGUGGUAGCAGGUGCCGUAUCCUCCUGGGCUUGCAGAAGCCGGUGUCCCCGAAGAAGCUAUGCAGGUCCCAGGCACGUAGAGCAGGAACUCCAAGGCUGCUCUAACCAGAAGGAUCCGUGGAAUGAAGAUGGAUCAAAAUUCUCCCACCAUCUCCUCCAAGGAAAAUAUCCCAGGGGAUACUGGAGCCAAACUUCCUGACAAAAGAAAUCAGGUUUCGGAUAUGGGGCUGCUUCAGAUUGUCCACAAAGAAACAACAAGAAGAAAUUAGAUAUCCUGAGAUCAAGCUUUUCCCAAGGAACUCAAGGCUCCUAAUCAAGGAAGUAAUCUAAUGAUAACAUUGCCCCCUUUCUCACCCCUGACUUAUUCAGGGAUUUCUUUCCUUUCCUCUCUAUCUUCUUUUUUCUCUUAUCUAGUGUUAGGAUGUUGAAAGGGUGGAAGAAAAGGAGAUGGGUAGAAGAAAGAAAAGCCCACAAAGUCGCAAAAUCUAGUACAACCCAAUCUUGAAAGUCCCCAAGCACUUCUAGACCCUGUCAGUUGAUAAAGUUAACCGUUACAUGUAGACUCAGGAGUUCCCACUUAACCAUCCCUAAGUCAUUCACACUAAAAGAUAACCUUUGAAAAGAGUGGAUCAUAGGGGGCUGGAGGGAUGGCUCAGCAGUUAAGAGCACUUACUGUCUGCCAGAGGUCCCGAGUUCAAUUCCCGGAAACCACAUGGUAGCUCACAGCCAUCUACACUGGGACCUGGUGCCCUCUUCUGGCAUGCAGAUAGAGGACUCAUAUACAUAAAAUAAACAAAAAGUUUUUAAAAAAGAAAAGAAUGUCUACUAAAGAGAGGGAGGGGUGUAGAGAGAUGGUUCAGAGGUUAAGAGCACUGGCUGCUCUUCCAAAGGUCCUGAGUUCAGUUCCCAGCAACCAGAUGAUGAAAAGAGUGGAUCACAACUGUUGGACAGACAGACUAGAGAUGCUUCUUUGGCCAAGACUUUGCUUGGUUCAUUUAAGGGAAGGAACUGGUCAGAAAAGAGUUUACACUUUACACUCGGAGUAAAGAAACACAGGCAUUGCUUAGAGCGCUGGUUUACAACCCGUGGGUUUCAGCCACCACAGGGACUGAAUAUCAGAUAUCCUCCAUGCUAGAUAUUUGCACUGUGAUUAACAAUGGUAGCAAAAUUACGGUUAUGAAGUAGCAAUGAACUAAGUUCAUGGUUGGGGGUCACCAGGAUGUGAAGAACUAUAUUGAAGGCUCGUGGCGUUAGGAAGGGUGGCUUAGAGCUCAGGGAAGAUGCUUUCCCACCCCUCUCCGCCCAAGCUGGAAAGGCUUCUGAUUCUCCGGGGAUACCCACAGCUACAAUACCCUAUGCUUGCUGGGACUCUGUCCCAUUUACUCCCACCCUCCUGCAGCCACCGUUGUCCACAGUGCAUUCAUAGACAGGCGGGAAACUCUCCCCCAAGCCCAUUGUGCCCUUGUAGACAGAACUAUUGGCCCUGUCCCUUCUAGGCUAGGCCGUUUUUAUGGACCUGUGGGUGAGGGCGUCUGGAGCCCAGAACCAGGCUCCUCCCCACAUAUGAUGGAAGGCUAAUGAAAGUGAA